AACUCAGAUUAUCAGUCAGGCUUGGAUAUGCUAUCAGGUACGGCCGGUCAGUUUGCUGGAGCGGUGUUGAACGAACUUGGACGUCGUAGCCAACCACCUCAUGUGCCACAACAUUCACGU
Molecule: messenger RNA, 120 nt
Organism: Ruditapes philippinarum (Manila clam)
Lineage: Eukaryota; Metazoa; Mollusca; Bivalvia; Venerida; Veneridae
Product: galectin-3-like
Molecular function (GO): carbohydrate binding
Source: RefSeq, a predicted model, not a curated record